AUGCGAGAUCAACUACAGAGUAAGUUGAUGAACUUAAAUCUUUAUUUCUAUCACUUCAACAUUAUAGAUCGAAUAAACGUGAUUUUAGGUUUUCAAUCCUUGCUGACCAUAAACGCUGCCAUUAGUGCAGAGUUUCUGAAUCAACAGAAUAACAUUAUGAAUCUGGAAAACAACAUAUUACACUUGGAAGAACAGCUGUUGACGUUGAUAGAGGAUACUUGUAGAACCAUGCAAAAGGUGAUGAGAAGUUUGGUAGCUGAUCACUUAGUUGGUUGGUUUAUCAGACAAAAAGAGUUGACUUGUGGGCCACGGAUUCUUCAACAAGCUCACUAUAACGAACUGGAUGAGAUUGAGUUAAUGUAAGGUGAAUAUAAUGAGUUUUCUUCAGUUUUUGGGAUAACCAAAUAAAUUCUCUCUUUUCCUUUAUUUAUUUUAUUAUAAUAGUAUUCAAGAUAUUGUUUUAGAUUCGAAGAGUGUGGCAAACAAAUAACAACUCUUCUUAUUAUUGCUGGUGAUGUUCAAGUUCAAAUUGAUGCUGAGAAAAGCUCUUUUCCUCGGCUUCUGAAGCUGAGGGAAGACAUUAUCCAAAGUGCUCGUCAAUUUGUCUGGCAAAGUGUGGUAGUUUCAGUUCAGCCUCCGGCAGUUUUAGUGAAGUGUCGAGGAAGCGACAGUCAUCGUUCUACACGCUUUCCAUGUAGAACAGAAGUCAGAAUUCUUGGAGGGAAUGCGAUUGGCAUAAGGAAACAGAUAAACAAGGUAAAAGUGGAAUUGAUAAGCGAAGAAACAGCCAAGAGAAUUCAAAAAGAUCCUGGUCAAGGAGCUGUCAACGAUCCCACGUUUCAUUUGAUCUACAACGAAUGUGAAUUCAGAAUCGGAGUAGACGAGGGUUCUAGUGUACAAUGUUGCAGGGCGACUUUUGAGAAAAUCGUAAGUUUAUUUUUGGUAUAUUGUCUAUGAUAAUAUCAAAUGUUGUUAACAAUUUAUUUGUUUUCUAUCUCACACUAUUUUUGGAUUACGCUUUUUUUGAAUAAUAGAAAUGAUUAUAACUUUAAGUUAAAAUGCAUCUGAUUUCAGCGUCUAGUGGAAUCAGUGCAGAAGCGUACAGCGUUUGAUGCUGGUCUUGAUGAGAAGAAAGGUACUAGAAGGUCAAGAGUGUCAUCCUUGAGAUAUUACCUGGCUUUUCAUCUCAAUAUUGGACCGUUCUUACAAGGAUUUGUGGCUAAUCCUGUUUCUGUGAAUGGCUACAAGCUGUCAUUGCCUGUAGCAGCUGUAGUCCACUCUUCUUUGGAGGCAGAAGCAGCUUUGUUUUGGAAUCGCUUCUUUUCUGAAGGCGUAUGUUUUUCAUUGUCAAUAUAUAUAUUUAUACGGUGUUAUAUAAUGUCAUGCAGGGUAAUGUAAAAGACAAAGCUUAAUAUCUCUCGUUUUUAGACAGGAAUCUUAUCGCACGCUCCGGACACUGUGCCCUGGGAUGAAGCCAAAAAGGCGUUUAGUUUGAAGUGGGGAGCCUUGAUUCAAGAACCCCAGGACAUCAGAGACUUGAGUGUAGCACUGCCAGAACCAUUGAGUUUGUCUGAAAGGAAUCUGGAACACCUGGCUUUCCGAUUGGAUGUUGAGGAUGGGUUUCUGUGUCGGAAGAACUUCUUUAACAAAACUGUCAGUCACAAGGAGAAUAAGGACGGUAGUCCGUUGCCGUGUGCCUUCUAUGAAUGGUUUUACAAGUGUGCCAACAUGGUCAACAAGUACAUGUACGGACAGUGGCAAGAGGGGUAAGAUAUUCUUGCUUAUAUAUAGGCAUUUGACGAUUGAAACGGAAAAGUUUCAAGGAAACAUAAGUUUGAACCUUCUCAGUGAUGUUGUUGUAGGUUGAUUGAAGGUUUCUGUUCUAAAUCGAAGUCCGAAACCGACCUGAACGCGGCUACUGAGCCAACGAUGAUGAUUCGAUUCUCUGACGUCAGAAUCGGCUUUCUGAAGAUCAGUUGUAAACUUUCCAAUCAUCACAUUGUGCACUAUGAAACCGAAGCUGACAAGAUGCCAGUAGGUACGAGUAUCGCCGAUGCCAUUUAUUCGAAUCCGACUUUUGAGACUAUUGGGAACAUAUAUCCAAACAAGGUAACAUUUGUAUACAUUUAGAGAAAAUAUACAUUUAAGUGUCAUUCAAACAUGUAUAUGUUGGUAUGUUUAGGAAGUGAGAUUGUUGUGGCACAACAGAAGCAACAGGAAGGAGGAGGAGAAGAUGCACGAAGGCUGGAACUCGGCUAUACCUCCAGGCUACUUCGACACAGUAUACCCAUUGGAAAGUAAGCCUGUUGCUACCGUAUUCGGUUCAUAG
Molecule: messenger RNA, 2329 nt
Organism: Bursaphelenchus okinawaensis
Lineage: Eukaryota; Metazoa; Nematoda; Chromadorea; Rhabditida; Aphelenchoididae
Source: the annotation of a GenBank genome assembly